This is a messenger RNA of Coregonus clupeaformis (lake whitefish), 3455 nucleotides long. RefSeq names its product coiled-coil domain containing 157 (gene ccdc157). The record is from RefSeq and is a predicted model, not a curated record. The transcript has 10 exons. Lineage: Eukaryota; Metazoa; Chordata; Actinopteri; Salmoniformes; Salmonidae. The coding region runs from base 176 to 2428 and encodes 750 amino acids.
UCUAAGCAUUAUGGGAUUUGCAGUUGUACUAGCAGGUCGCUAUGGAAAUAAAGUGACAACAUCCAACAUCCAACUCAGCUCUGCUCUCUCUCACACCAUCUUCCUGAGGGCACAACAGCAAGUGGCUAGACACACCACAUAAGAGAAAGAGUGCAAGCUACUAAGGCUUGUCAAUAUGACCCAUCUCUUAGGACGUCAGGACUGCGUUGAAAGUCUCCGGAGAGAUCUAAUAGAUCUUCAAGGUGCUGUUCUCGAUGUCUUCUCUCGGACAGGCCCAGUUCGAUUCCCCUCCUGGAAGUUCCCAGAUAAGCUUUCAUGCAAUCUGGACCUGGUGUCACUAUUAGAACAAUACGACUUUGUUGAUGGGGAGGAGGAAUUCAAUCAGCAUUCACAUAUUGUUUUGCUGGAGUUGGUGAUUGACAGAUUGCUACUCCUGCUGCAAAGUUUCAAUGCCCAUGCAGAGCAGUUGAAGUUGGGACAGAAGAGAGAACACAUUCAGCAAAAAGGUCCAUGUGUAUCAAUUGGCCUUGUAGUUAGACACUAUUGGAAUAACUUGAUCCAGAUUGGCAACCAGAGGGUGAGCAUGAAGCAAGAUAUUCAAGAAGUGAUCAAAACUCGAAAAUGUGAGGAAAAGACAACUUUCUCUUCAGCAUCCUCACUUCUGACCACAAAAAGUGAUCUUGGUCCACAGUCUCCAUCCAUAGUGUCUCAGCACUGUACCUCAAAAACAGCAGCAAGCACUCCAUUGUGUCCUCCACAGAAAAUAUUAAAUGGCGCCCUCUCCUGUCCUACUCACAGAACAGCAAGCAGCAUCCCCUCCUGCCUUCCCCUUAUUUCCACGGACACUCGUAAUGUAAGUUGCCAGACAGUAGUGUCCUCGCUUGUCCCCUGUGAUGCCUGUGCUAACGUCCAGUCCAGUUUGAGGGAGACUGGUGAUGCUCUGGUGGAGCUGUGUCGGAGCGAGGGCCUUCCCUCCUCUCUGCAGUGCCUCCUGGUGGCUGUGGAUGACACCCUGGAGCAGGGCCGUCUGACUGCAGGAGAUGUGUCCCAGUGGUCCACAGAGCAGCGCAGGGACAUGGGCCGGGUGGGUAAGCAUCUGCUGGAGGUGCGGUCCACAGUGCAGCCUCUCAGAGACAGCCUACAGGCAGCGGAAAGGGAGCAGGAGGAGUUCAGGGCUCAGCUGGGCAGGGUACAAGAGAAACUGAAGCGUGAAAGGGCAAAGCACCAAGCCAGCAAACAUCAGCUGGAGCAAAGACUGCAGGAGGCCCAGGCAUCCAGGGAGGAGACAGAGAGGAGACUGCAGAAAGAACAUGAGGAGCUAAGGAGAGACACCGUGUCCCUAGAGGAUAGCAACUCCAAACUGAAGGCAGAGAUUAGUUUGCAAAAAGAAAGGUUACACAAACUCGAGUGUGAGAGAGAUGAGCUACAUCAGGAAGUGAAGGCGAUGCAGGUAGAGGAAGAGGCACGGAGUAAACUAGAGGAGAAGACACAAACGCUGGAGGCUCAACUGUCCAGUACUCAGCUCUUACUUGACAAAGAGAAAUCCAAGUACCAGAAUGCCUGUCGCCAACAGGAGUCACUGCAGGCCAAGCAGAGGUCUCUGUUGGAGCGAGUGGAUGCUCUGGACCAGGAGUGUGAGGCGCUUCAGGGACAGUUGGGGGAGAGUGAGGACCGACAGACAGACCUACAGGAACGACUGACACACAUCUCAGAGGAGAAAGACCAACUUCAAACCCAGCUCACCCAACAACGGGCCUUGUGUUCUGAGCUGCAGCAGGAGAAGCAGAGACUGGAGAGUCAUGUGGGUGAGCUGAAAGACAGUGUGAAUCAGCUGAGAGGAGAGGUGCAGGAGUUAGCCCAGAGGGAGAGGCUGCUGGUGGCGUUCCCGGAGCUUAACCCCCUGCCUCAGAGAUCUCCACAGAGCACAGGGGAUGUGUUGGGGGAUAUGGAGCAGCAGUUGCAGGCUAACUAUGUUCGGAUUAGGGUUCUGGAGCAGGAGAAUAGCACCCUGCGCAGUAGCCUGGUGAAACUGAGGGAUAGAGCCCAACUAGGGGCUUCCAUGGUGGGGUCCAAGAUUACCUCCCCCAGCAGCUGUGGAUUCACCCAGUCUCUGCUUGACACACCCAGAGAGAGCCAGCUAAAACCCACCCCCUAUGUACAACACAGCCCUCUUCAGACCUCCAGUGCAGGAUUGUUGAAACAUGGAGUGAGGAGGCAGGGAGCAGACGAAGGGGCCGUCCCUGUGGAGAUGGGGCCUUCGGAUCACUUGUCCAUCGCUGCCUCGUCGCUCUCUGCCACCUCCUCUACAUCUCUGGUGCACCAGCAGACCCUCCGGCUCUCCCCAGACACCAGUGCAGCCAGAACCUACGCAAGAAUACGCCAGGCAUCCCGAACCCACUCUGUUUGCAUGCACCAGAGGAAGAAGUGAAUCCAGCACUGGGUGAUCAACCUCAUGGUGACAAGUUUUGGAGCAUAACAAUGCUUAAAGAGGCUGGGGCUGAAAGAGGCUGUUGUUUGAAGUGUAUGUCAGGCAUCUCCAUCAGGAGACUGUGAUAAGGCAUUGCAUUUCGGCUCUUACACAUAGUUCUUUGUGUAUCAGCUGAGGCAGACACAGAAGAUUUGGGCAGAGAAACAAUACAGAAAAGCUAUAGAGUUCAAGAUCUUUGUCAACAUUGAGCUGGCUUGAAGUCACUAUUUACCGGAACAUUUAUUUGCAUUCAUACACAAUAAAACUGUGGUGUCAUGUUUCUUUCUUUCUUGAACUGUUGUGUUAAUCAUUUUGCUGCAGUGUUGGGGAGUAAUGUAUUUUUUUAGUAGCUUGGUAGUAGUUGAACUAAAUUCAAAUCUUGGUGGUGUUUUAAGUAGUAUUUUACUUUUUUCCCCAUGUAGCGGUGUAGCUAACUACUGGAACUACACACUACUUUUUUGCAAAAAGAAAAUAUGGGUGAAGUAGACAAUUUUCUACUUUUUCGGCAUCAGAUCUUCCUAAUUCUCACUUGGAACAUUGUUUGUGUUUAAUAGGCUAAAUUACAAAUUCUGUUAACAUUUGACUAGAGUGAUCUGUUCUUGAAAUUUGUAGUCUAUGACAUUUCAGAUUUAGAUAUGAUAAUUUAUCACAAAGUAGUUUGGAUGUAGUUACCUACUUUUUCAAAGUAACUUUAGUUAAGUAAACUAUAUUUUUUGUAAAGGCUAGCUUUAGUGUAGAUUAACUUAUUCCAGUGUGAAGUAAUUGGUAGCUUGGUAAACUAUAUUUUCAGAGUAGCUUCCCCAACACUAUUUGGAUCACAAAUGUGUAUUUGCUGACUUCUCCCAAAUGCACUUAGCACAAUUAUACACAAGGAGGUAGUGAAACAGUUUUAUCUAGUUUGGAAGGUAAAGCAAUAAUAAACUGAGCAUAACAAGCCCAUUAAAGCACAUACAUUAUUUAAACUCAUGAAUAAAUAAUGUGUUAAAGC